Molecule: messenger RNA, 381 nt
Organism: Benincasa hispida (wax gourd)
Lineage: Eukaryota; Viridiplantae; Streptophyta; Magnoliopsida; Cucurbitales; Cucurbitaceae
Source: RefSeq, a predicted model, not a curated record
AUGGCCACUAAUCUCCUCACCUUUCCCCCCGCCGGCAUCCGUGCCUGUGCCGCCUCCGCCGACCGACGCUCCGACCAUAACCGUCGGAAAACCUCCUCCUCUUCCAACUGGUGGGCCCCGGUCUUCGGCUGGUCCUCCGAACCCGACUAUAUCGACUCCGCCAACAAGGCCGAACCUCAGGACCUAGCCGGCGGUGUUUCAAAAUCGGAUCCGGAGACGAAAUCCGUUAGGGCUCGAUUCUCCCCCGGCUGCUUCACGGAGGCGAAGGCUCGGCAGCUGCGCAUGAUGACGACGGAAACGGAAUCAUUUCACGACGUUAUGUACCACUCGGCGAUCGCAUCUCGGCUCGCUUCCGAUUUCAAAACUCGCGCUGAUUCCUGA